CCCAAGCCCUCUGUCCGUCUCCUCUGGUAGGUUCCACAAUGGUACAGGCAGCCUCCCGCUGCACAAUGGUUUCCAGGCAGUGAGAGGGUGAUUCAGCAAGCCGCUCUCUCUUCUCUUAAGCCUCCUCGUCUCCGUUUAUUUUUAUGGGGGUGGGUGGUGCUUCUUAUAUGCUUACCCUUUUUUUUUUCUAUUUUCAUUUUUACAUAUUUCCCUUUUCUUCCUCACUCCUCAAUUCCUAGGGGCUUGAGUGAGCUAAAGAUUGGGUCUUCUUGGAAAUCACCUGUCUGUUAUUAUUUUUAAACAAUCUCUGCACCUCCAAAGACUCUCCUCCUUAUUCCGGCUUGGAAUGUGGCUAAUGAAAGCCCAGUAGGGAGGAUUUCUGGGGCAAACAGGCGGACCAGGAUCCUGGUUCUCAGGCACGGAAUGGCUAUUGUGAGAGCGCCACCAGCAGGACCAUCGCAGAUCUCGGUUAUGGCUGCUCACGCAAGAGGCUGUUGAUGUAGACCCCCUUUCCCGUAGAUGAGAAAUCACACGAGCAGUGGUAUUUAUGAGCCUCCAUUUCUUAUACUACUGCAGUGAACCAACCUUGGAUGUGAAAAUUGCCUUUUGUCAGGUGUGUGUUCCUUACAGGUAAAACAAGGGAUUCGACAAACACGUGGAUGUGUCUUCUGUUGCCAAACAUUACAACAUGAGCAAAAGCAAGGUAGAUAACCAGUUCUACAGUGUGGAAGUGGGAGACUCAACCUUCACAGUUCUUAAGCGCUACCAGAACCUGAAGCCGAUCGGCUCUGGGGCUCAGGGAAUAGUUUGUGCUGCGUACGACGCUGUCCUCGACAGAAAUGUGGCCAUUAAGAAGCUCAGCAGACCCUUCCAGAACCAAACUCAUGCCAAGAGGGCUUACCGGGAGCUGGUCCUCAUGAAGUGUGUGAACCAUAAAAACAUUAUUAGCUUAUUAAAUGUAUUUACACCCCAGAAAACACUGGAGGAGUUCCAAGAUGUUUACUUAGUGAUGGAACUGAUGGACGCCAACUUGUGUCAGGUGAUUCAGAUGGAGCUGGACCACGAGCGGAUGUCUUACUUGCUGUACCAGAUGCUGUGCGGCAUCAAACACCUCCACUCCGCUGGGAUCAUCCACAGGGACUUAAAACCCAGUAACAUCGUAGUCAAGUCUGAUUGCACACUGAAAAUCCUGGACUUCGGACUGGCCAGGACAGCGGGCACAAGCUUCAUGAUGACUCCGUAUGUGGUGACGAGAUAUUACAGAGCCCCCGAGGUCAUCCUGGGCAUGGGCUACAAGGAGAACGUGGACAUAUGGUCUGUGGGCUGCAUCAUGGGAGAAAUGGUCCGUCACAAAAUCCUCUUUCCCGGAAGGGACUAUAUUGACCAGUGGAACAAAGUCAUAGAGCAGCUAGGAACUCCGUGUCCAGAAUUCAUGAAGAAAUUGCAGCCCACCGUCAGAAACUACGUGGAGAACCGGCCCAAGUACGCAGGCCUCACCUUCCCCAAGCUCUUUCCAGAUUCCCUCUUCCCAGCGGAUUCUGAGCACAAUAAACUUAAAGCCAGCCAAGCCAGGGACUUGUUGUCAAAGAUGUUAGUGAUUGACCCAGCGAAGAGGAUAUCGGUGGAUGACGCAUUGCAGCAUCCGUACAUCAACGUUUGGUACGACCCUGCUGAAGUGGAGGCGCCUCCGCCUCAGAUAUAUGACAAGCAACUGGAUGAAAGGGAGCACACCAUCGAAGAAUGGAAAGAACUCAUCUACAAGGAAGUAAUGAACUCAGAAGAGAAGACUAAGAACGGCGUAGUCAAAGGCCAGCCCUCACCUUCAGGUGCAGCAGUGAACAGCAGCGAGAGUCUCCCUCCAUCUUCGUCCGUCAACGACAUCUCCUCCAUGUCCACCGACCAGACCCUCGCAUCCGACACUGACAGCAGCCUGGAAGCCUCGGCGGGACCGCUGGGUUGUUGCAGGUGACUAGCCGCCUGCCUGCGAAACCCAGCGUUCUUCAGGAGAUGACGCCAUGAUAGAACACAGCGCACAUGCACACACACAGAGCUUGCACGCACGCACACACACACACACACACACACACACACGCACGCACGCACGCACGCACGCACACACACACACACACACACACACGCACGCACGCACAAAUGCACUCACGCAAUGUCAAGAAAAAAAAAAGUAGCGAGAGAGAGAGAGAGAGAGCCAAAGUAAAACUAAGUUAAAUCUUUCUGCGUGCUUCUCCAGAGUUCUGUAUCGCAGCUGAGCUGAAAUGUAUACUUAACUUCUAGUCACGCUCGCGCGCUCGCUUUGGUCUCCCUCCGGCAGUGCUUACUACACAAGACAAACCAGACACAAUUAGAGAAGCCUUUCCCUAAAGUGUAACUUAAGUGGCUGCAGAACCAGCAACCUGUAACCGCCCUUCAAAUGGCAUGAGGAGGUGGGCACCGGCCCCGCCCAGCAUGUGUGUGUCUCUAUCUCGCGUCUACCUGCUCCUUUCGGCCUAGUCAGAUGGGUGUAGAUACAGACCCGCAUGUGUCUGUAUGCAAACGGCACCUAGAGAUGCUCCUGUCAGUGUCCUCAAGGCUCCAACAAGACGCGCACCGGGCUACCACAUGGUCCCUGUCAUGUGACCUAUUACUCUGACAUAAAUCCAUCUGUAAUAUAUUGCCAGUAUAUAAGCCGUUUAGUUUGUCAAUUGAUUAAGCUGUAUGUCUUAUAAGAGACUAUGUAAAGGGGGAAUAUGGAGGAGUGAACUCUCAGACCCUUGAAGAUGUAGCUUCCGGAUUUGAACCGAUUAAAUGGCACCUGUAUACCGAUUUGUA
This is a messenger RNA of Rattus rattus (black rat), 2826 nucleotides long. It is a transcript of the gene Mapk10, whose product is annotated as mitogen-activated protein kinase 10. Gene Ontology annotation, biological process: JNK cascade; protein phosphorylation. Lineage: Eukaryota; Metazoa; Chordata; Mammalia; Rodentia; Muridae. The record is from RefSeq and is a predicted model, not a curated record. Gene Ontology annotation, cellular component: cytoplasm; nucleus. Gene Ontology annotation, molecular function: JUN kinase activity; ATP binding. The transcript has 14 exons. The coding region runs from base 689 to 1969 and encodes 426 amino acids.